GUCACAGUUAGGCACAGUGCCGAUUUGUAUGAUUUGUAAGAAUUCGUAAUUUUCUAAGUUAACCAAAUAUAGGAAGACAGUAUCAAUUAAAUAUAUACAAUGUUACGAUAAUUUAACAUUUAUCAAACAAUAUAAUUCAUAUUGUAUUGUGUAUCAGCGAUAUCAGCAGCCUAGACAAAGCAAGAAUGUGUAUUCUGUUUUCUUACUGUGGUGACAAUGUUGCGGAGAGUGACUACCAGCUGAUUGUAGCAGAGAACCGAGACGAGUAUUACAAUCGAUCAGCACUUAACAUGUCCAUAUGGAAUGACUCAAAUGUUGUAGCAGGUCGGGAUUUGGGAGCCCCUGAUGGAGACGGGACAUGGCUGGCGGUAUCUCCUCAAAAAAGGAAGCUUGGAGUGCUCCUUAAUUUGCCAUACAGUGAGAGGGCAGAUGCAAAAAGUAGAGGCAGAUUAGUUACAGAUUAUGUGCAAAGUGAUCUGUCUAUUGAAGAGUAUGUUAAGACAAAAGAAAGUUAUGUUAAAGAAACAAAUGAAUUUGUUUUAGUUACUUAUGACUUUAGUAAUAAUACCAAAGUUAACACAUAUACCAACUCCACAAAUGAACUUCGUACCUGGGAGGAGACAUGCCAGGGCUUCUCAAACAGUUUACCAGAGAAGCCCCUGUCAAAAGCUGUAGCUGGCAGGAGCGCCCUUUAUGAUAUAUGCAGCAGACUCAAUAAGGUCUCUAUGAAGCAACAGUUGAUAGAGGAGUUGCUUACAUUAUUAAAAUCAAAGGAACAGCAUUUACCUGACCAAGAACUGGAAAAUAGAACUCCAAUGUACCAAAAAUUAAGUUCAAUAUUUGUAACUAUACCAGAGGGCAGGUAUGGGACAAGGACACAUACAAUAAUACUUCUAACAAAGACAGGGCAUUUAGAAAUCAUUGAGGUAAGCUUGCAGAGCCCAGUCAAGCUAGAAAAUCCAAAUUGGAAGAGAACAGAAUUCCAGAUUGAUUUAUAACCAAAAUAAUAUUCCAGCUACUUGUUAAAUAAAAUGUAUCAAUUGUUAUUUUGUGAAAUAAAUUGUUUUAUAUCCUAA
Molecule: messenger RNA, 1076 nt
Organism: Leguminivora glycinivorella
Lineage: Eukaryota; Metazoa; Arthropoda; Insecta; Lepidoptera; Tortricidae
Product: transport and Golgi organization protein 2-like
Exons: 7
Coding region: 186-998 (270 amino acids)
Biological process (GO): Golgi organization; protein secretion
Cellular component (GO): Golgi apparatus
Source: RefSeq, a predicted model, not a curated record